UCACCACAAGUCGAGCAGUAUCGAAUGAUGUGGGCACCACUCUCGCGUGUUGAUCUGCCCGUACCUCUCACUAUCGACUGCAUUCAACAAAAAGAGCACCGCAUAUGGCGCAGCGCGAAGAACGAUGAUUCCGCCUCCAAGGAGCAAGGCUAGUAAGUGCAUCUUGAUAACGCCGGGCUCCUCCGUUGCCUAAGAAAGAGGAGCACAUGAUUCCAUGUCUCUUUGUCUCGAUCCAUUCGUCUCUCUGUCUGUCUCUCUGUCUGCCUUCUAUAUGGUAUGUGGCUUCUUUCAGUGUGGGGAGUGAUUUAUUUUGAUGCUUUGACUGACCCGGCAAACAGGCAAGUUGAAGACGCGAACGAACACAGAAAAAGCACCCCCUCUAACGACACUUCGACCAGAACCAUCACCAGCAAGCCGACCAACCUCUCAAUAAGGUGAUCGACCGAGGGCGAUAGAAUUUGGCUGAGAGUGGUCUUGAACAGGUUUGAGAGCAUCAAACUUGUCAGUUCGACCAACCCAUACAGGUAAACCUGCUGCAUCAUCAACGAGCCCCAGAAAAAAAAGAAAAAGAAAAGAUGAGGAGACGCAGGUCCUCUGGUCUCUUUCACUCACGUCACUGAGCCGCCGCACACUCGUCGGGUGGUAUUGAAAUUGUACGAUCUGCGUUUGUAGGUCUAGAAUUGUACUCAGAGACCUCCUGAGCGAUGCCCGGCUCCAAAAACUGCCGGAGCUGCCGCGACUCUGAUUCAUUGAUGCUCGAAUAGAGCGGUGGCUAGGUGGUUCGGCCGGCUGUUUGUCGUUGGUCGUUGCCUGGGUGUCCUCGGUAGUGAUUGUAGAAGACAUACGAUGAGAGUGCUGGUCUCGCCCUCUCCUGCGCGCUUUACAUGAGGCCAAGAAUCGUAUCACGACUCUCUUGACAUUGAUGCCGAUCAGAAGCCCUGCGAAAAGACAGAUGCAGACAACAUUCGGAGAUUAACGUCUCUCAACUGACUUGUCACCAUAAGGUAUCAUCAAGUCGGUCACCAAAUCGAAAAGCGCAAAGAACAGCGAGGACAGGACCUAGAAGACAUGGCAAUAUAUCGAUGUGUCUCUUCCACUCAAGAAAGUGAACAUCAGCUCUUUAUUUUUGGCAGCGCGGGGGCACCUGAGAGGAUAGGUUUUGCAUUUUGGCUUGGACCAUGCGCUGCCAGCACACACAGUGGAGAGCGGCGUGAUUGUGCAUCCCCUUGUCUGUGCCAGGAGAGGUUUCGCAGCUUACGGGGAAAAACACGUAGCUCACGGCCAGAUAGGCCAUUGCUGGAGCCGUCUGUAGUGCAGGACCAUCUUGAAGCCCACGGACUGUCGCAGUGACUGAAAAAAGAAAAACUCUUUAAAUACGUAAACAGCACUGCGACGGUUUACCUAGUGCGAUGACCGGCCACAGUCCGAUCAAAAAGCUAAAAGCGAUACGCGUCUUCUCGCGAUCCGUCCCUGACUCUGCCGCUCUUGCGGCAGCAGGCAUACUGUAAAACAUGCAUACACAGCAAGCCCAUAAAAAACUUCUCAUGAUGAAUGACUGAUGCUCAGUGCGCAAUCACCGACAAGUAGAGACGUGAUAUGACAUGAGCGAAGGCCAUUACAGAAGUAAUAACACAAAUCUGGAGCACAUAAAGCCGCUUCCUCUUGACCAUAGUCGAUGUCAGAGCGACUUGACGAAAGAGCCUGAAGCGAUUAGAGAUAAGUUGAAUACUGAGCAGCGGCUACGUAUUUUGCCUACAGCAAGGGCAGCAGAAACCCAACAAAGGAGAUCAUGACAAAACCGAAAACAUGGCGAUAGGGCGGUGGGACUUCCAGGUGGUGAACCAGAGAUACGGCAAGAUAAUAAACGAAGCCAGGAGCCAAGAAAUACCACGACGUUCUCAAGCGCCGGAAAGCCCCAGCAAUGCUGCCCUCUGUCACCAGGAGAAUCAUAGCGAUAUAACACAUACCUACAAGCAUCCGCCGAGCCACAUCAAUAACGAUCCACGUUGCCUUAACAGUGAUGCCCUCGCACGCCCGCCAAUAUGCCAGGAAAACCAAAGCCCAGAGCGAUGCAACGGCCGCAGCAAUCCCGACCUGGAACAACAGAACGCGAGCAACUCUUCUCAGGGUCUUCGAAAAAGGCAGAGGCUUGAAGGCAACACCGAUGAAGGAUCCGCCCUCAUAAACCACGGUUGUGUCGACCUCUUGAAAAGCCGCAUUCGAGCCUGCACAGUGUCGAAACUCAGCCACCUGUGCCGCCAACUCCCGCUCCUCCCUCCGCAAAGCUCUUCCGUCUUCUUCUCCCGUCGCCCCGUCGUCAUAUCCAUCUGCUGCAGGCAGGGCACAGCCUCCAAUGGCGCCCGUGCUGUCGUCGCUGAGUGGCGUGACGUGCUGGUGCUGGCGAUGCGGAGAGGUUGUACUCGUGGCCACCUCAUUGCCGGAGUGACUGCAUGCUCGUGGGGCGAUGCCGAUGUCUUCGGUGCUGAUGGUGAUGUCGUUUGCGGGCGGAGAUGCAGCAUGGUUGACGUCAUUGGACUCCAUCAUCGCGGGUGGGGGC
Molecule: messenger RNA, 2557 nt
Organism: Vitrella brassicaformis
Lineage: Eukaryota; Vitrellaceae
Source: the annotation of a GenBank genome assembly